Messenger RNA from Eublepharis macularius, 5762 nucleotides. RefSeq names its product L1 cell adhesion molecule (gene L1CAM). Gene Ontology annotation, molecular function: cell-cell adhesion mediator activity. The coding region runs from base 92 to 3874 and encodes 1260 amino acids. Gene Ontology annotation, biological process: brain development; cell-cell adhesion. The transcript has 26 exons. NCBI's taxonomy places the organism in Eukaryota, Metazoa, Chordata, Lepidosauria, Squamata, Eublepharidae. The record is from RefSeq and is a predicted model, not a curated record.
UUCAUUCUGGGCUGUGCCAGCUGCCUGCUCCUCUGUUGCUGAGCCACCACGGAGGUUCAGCGAGAGGGCCCAGCCCCAGGUGCUUGGGAAGAUGCCUUCCAAGGCCGCCUCUUUGCUUUCGCAUGGGCCCUUGUUGGUGCUGCUUCUCUGCAGUGUGGCCGUCGCCAUCCAGUUACCCAAAGACUUGUGGAAACCACCUGAAUUCACAGACCAGCCAGAGGAGGAGAUGGUUGUCUUCCCCAAUGAUGACAUCGUUCUUAAAUGCGAGGCCACGGGGAACCCCGCUUUGACGUUCCGCUGGACCAAGGAUGGGAAAGAGUUUGACCCACAGAAGGAGCCGGGAGUGACACAACGGCAUGGAUCAGGGACUUUGGUGAUCAGUACGAACAACGGAAAUGCGGCCCCCAGGUUCCAGGGGAUCUACCGGUGCUACGCCAGCAACUUGCUGGGGACAGCCAUGAGUACAGAGAGCCGGAUUGUUGCUGAGGGUGCUCCCCAGUGGCCCAAGGAGAGCGUGGAUCCUUUGGAAGUUGAAGAAGGGGCCUCUGCAGUAUUACCCUGCAACCCACCCAUCAGCGCCUUCCCUCCCAAAAUCUACUGGCUAAACAGCAGGAUUAUACACAUUACACAGAAUGAGCGAGUCACCCUGGGUCAGGAUGGGAAUCUUUAUUUUGCCAACGUGCAGCUGUCUGACAGCCGCCCAGACUACAUCUGCAACGCCCACUUCCUUGGCCACCGGAUCAUCAUCCAGAAGGAACCCCUUGAGCUGAGGGUCAUGCCCACCAACUCUUUACUGAUGAGGAAGCCGCAUCUGAUGCUGUCGGAGGAAGUGCCCAGUUCAUAUGUGGCGCUGCUGGGAAAGACCUUGAUUCUGGAGUGCAUUCCAGAAGGACUCCCCACACCGACUGUGGAAUGGGUUUACAAGGAUGGACUAAUGCCCUUGCAUCGGGCGAUCAUUGAAAACUUCAACAGAACGCUGCGCAUUGAGGAUGUGACGGAGGAGGAUGAUGGAGAAUAUCAGUGCAUCGUUCGCAACGUGGGUGGCUACACACAGCAUACUUACCGUGUUACUGUUGAAGCUGCUCCAUAUUGGACCAAAAAGCCAGUGAGCCAUAUUUAUGGGCCAGGGGAGAAUGUGCGCCUGCCCUGCGAGGCCUAUGGGAAGCCCAAACCAGAGAUGGAGUGGAGAAUAAACGGGAUUCCGCUGAAAAAUCUGGAGCCACACCCAAGGAUGGUGCUGCAACGGGGGGCCCUGAUCAUCAGCCAGGUGGAGCCCAAUGAUACCGCUGUGAUGCAGUGCUAUGCCCAUAAUAAACAUGGCAGCCUCUUGGCCAAUGCCUACAUCUACGUAGUCCGCCUGCCAGCCCAGAUCCUGACCCCAGACAACAUAAGCUACAGUGUGGUAGAGAACCAAACCGCCUUCUUGCACUGCAAAACCUUCGGAGCACCUGGGCCUACGAUGAAAUGGUUUACGGAAGACAUGUACCUCGCCCUUGAAAACAACCGGACCUUUGAGUUCACAAAUGGAACUCUGCAGCUGGAGCAGGUUCAGCACGAGGAUGCUGGGAGCUACCGAUGCCUGGCUAAGAACGAUCAGAACGAAGUCUUCAUCACCGCUCAUCUCAUCGUCAAAAGAGCCACAAAGAUUUUGGAGGGGCCGGCGGAUGCAAACAAGAUGAAAGGCACCAGUGUGACCUUUCGUUGUGAGGCGUGGUUUGAUGUUUCCAUACCAAAACACGGUAUCAAGUGGCAACGAGAAGGACGGGACAUUAAGGAGCUGAGCGACACUGACAAGUACUUCAUCAGCAACACAACCCUGACAAUCACCAACUUGGACUACUCUGAUCAAGGAGAAUACAACUGUGUGGCUUGGACAUCUCUGGACUCUGUGAAUAAAGGCGCCAAGCUAGUGGUGGCCGGCUUACCCGGUCCUGUGUUUGAUCUGGAAUUGUCGGAACAGCAGGAACGCCAAGUGAAGCUGACGUGGACGCCAGGAGACGAUCACAACAGCCCUAUUACAGAAUAUUUUGUGCUCUUUGAGGAAAGCAUCUUUGACCCGGGCCAGUGGCACAGUUUGACCAGCGUUCCAGGCAACCAGCCCUGGACCAAGCUCCACCUCUCACCAUAUGGGAAAUAUCGCUUCCGUGUGCAGGCUGCCAACUUCUACGGGCGUGGUAACCAAAGCACCCCCUCUGACUUUUACCAGACGAGCCCAGCAGCCCCUGACCUGAAUCCAUCUGGAGUCAAAGGGGAAGGAAAUGAGACCAGUAAUAUGAUCAUUACCUGGAAGCCCUUACCUCCCAUGGACUGGAAUGCUCCUGAGCUCACAUACCACGUGCAGUGGCGCCCGUUGGAUGAGCCACACUGGAACGAGGUUGAAGUUGCAGGUCCCCCUGUGGUGGUGACGGACACACCGACCUUCUCCCCCUACCUGAUCAAGGUGCAGUCAUGCAAUCAGUUUGGCAGCGGACCCGAAGCGGAUAUCCUCAAGGGCUACUCAGGGGAAGACGUGCCUGUGGCCACCCCUGAAAAUGUGGGGGCAGAGGUCAUCAACAGCACGGCCAUCAGGCUUUCCUGGAGUCUGCCUAACGUAGAGAACGUUCGGGGCCACCUCAAAGGAUUCAAGGUUUAUUACACCUGGCUAGGGACCAUGGCAGAGCGUAGCCGCCGGCAAGCCCAUCACCACGCUCACCACCACCUGGAGAAACGGGAGCUGCUGAUUGAAGGGAAUGUGUCUGAGAUCAUAUUGGGGGUUUUCAGGCCCUGGAGCCGGUACCGGGUUGAGAUGACUGUGCUCAAUGGGAAGGGGGAGGGGCCCCGCAGUGAAGCCAUAGAGUUUGGCAUGCCUGAGGGAGUGCCUAGCCGGCCUGAGACUUUCACCAUGGAGCUCCUCCAGGAUAUGACCGCGUACCUGCAGUGGACCGAACCCAAGUAUCGCAAUGGAAUAUUAAUGAAAUAUAGACUCAAAUACUAUCUGGCCAAUCAGACGGCCAAUGAGACAGAAAUGGACCCCAUCGACAUCCCGAUAAGUCAGCAUUCGCUCGUCAUCCCCAACCUGAUGCCCUAUGCUGACUACAAGUUCAGCUUAUGGGCAGAAACAAAAGCAGGGCCGGGGGAAUCCCAUACCCUGGAAGGGAGCACGUUUCCAGAGGCAGUGCUGCUGUCUUUUGAGAAUAUCACGGCUACUGAAGUGGGAGAGAACUUCACUGUCAUCAAGUGGAUUCCACGCAUAAAACAACGAGAAGUAAAGUUUUCAGUCCAUAUCAUGGACAAGACUGAUGGAGAACCGUGGCAUAACAUAGGGAAGGCCAGCUCUAGCAAAGGUGUCUACCUUAUCCCAGACCUGCAGUCAGGCAAACAGUAUCGUAUCCGCUUUGUGAAAGAGCACCGUAACGGGAAUAACGAAACCUUCUGGGAGGAAGAAGUGGAAACCCAUGGCACCUUACAUAAACCCCGGACGGGUUUUGCCACAGAAGGUUGGUUCAUCGGCUUUGUCAGCGCCAUCGUCCUCUUGGUCCUGGUUCUGGUACUUCUCUGCUUCAUCAAGCGCAGCAAGGGUGGCAAGUACUCGGUAAAAGACAAGGAAGACACACAGGUGGAUUCUGAGGCCAGGCCCAUGAAGGAUGAGACUUUUGGGGAAUACAGUGAUAAUGAAGAGAAGCCUUUUACAAGCAGCCAGCCCUCCUUGAACGGUGACAUCAAAGCCCUCGGAAGCGACGACAGCUUGGCGGAUUAUGGGGGAAGCGUGGACGUCCAGUUCAACGAGGACGGUUCCUUCAUCGGCCAGUACAGCGGUCAAAAAGGAAAAGAAGGGGGUGGAAACGACAGCUCGGGGGCUACCAGCCCCACUAAUGCGGCUGCUGCCCUGGAGUAAGAGGGGCAUUUCCCCAAAAGAUGCCUCCCAAUACAGGGGGGGAGAGGGUUUCCCUCUGAAUUAUUUGGGGGAGCAAAGAGGUUAAAAAAACACCCCUCACCUAGGGAAAUAAAACAAUUUCCUCAUUCGAAAAUCAUCUCCCUUAAAUGGAAAUGGUAAUUGGGGCGGAUUCAGCCCUUUGUUUACUAGCUCCAAAACCAGGGAGGGUUGUAAAAUCAGGGGAUUUCCCAAAUUAUCCACCCCACCCUGAGAAAAGUUGGUCUCUCAUUUCAAUCUUCCCCCACAAAUGAUGUCCAUAUAAGUGUAUGGCAGGGAAGGAGGUGCAGCGUUCGAUCAAUUGGGUGGGCUUCUGUAAAUGAACGUGCGGGUGGGUGGGGGCCUCAGGGUUCAUUAUUGCCAAAAGAACUGAUGCUCCCUUCCCAAGCCCUAGCCAUGUUUAUUAUUUGUAAAUGUUGGGAACGGGAGUGCGUUUGCUGUCGCUGUAAAGCCACGUCUUCCCUCCAGCCCAGGAAAGGCGAUGGAGCAGGAGAUGGGAUAGUAGGAGCUGUGAGAUGUUGGAGGCUUUCCCUGCCUCUGGGAGAGAACAGAUUUCUCAUGGGCUACAUGGAAGAGUUAGGAGCCAUGGCUGGGAAAGGGAAUGAAUUUCCGUGGGUUGGAAAGUCAAAGGCCCUGUGGGUUAUUUGAGUAUGUGGUGUGCCCACCUCUCCUUGUGGGUGAUGCUGCCCGAGAUCUCCUAACAUCUCCAGCUGAAUCUCAUAAGCCCUGCAACCCACACUCCCUCAAUCUGCCAAUCCUUGUGCCCUCUUUGCUCUGUUUUCAGACUAUGCCUUGUCCAAGAGGCAGCUUUCUUGGAACAGUGGUUUUCAAACUUUCUACAGUCAGGGAAUCGUUCCAUUUUGUCUGCUAAGGAACUCCUGCCUGUCUGCCACGGAACUUGUACAUUGCAGCACAAUCUGGGAUGUAGUCUAGAACUCAGGUCCUGUGGGGCAUUGGCCAUGCUGGCUUGCUGGGCCUUACAGCUGGCAUGCAGGGACUGGGCACACGCUGGCCCACCCGCAACACUACCCUGCAGUUAGUUGUACAUUGAAGGGGGAGAUGGACAACCUGCAACACGGUUUGAAAACCACUGCCGAUAUGAUGUUCCCUUCUGGUGCUGAAUUUCCCUCUUGGGGUUCCCUCUUUUCUCUCCUGUCUUUGGGGUGCCACAUUAUUUCAUGUCUCUCUUUCUUACAAUGACCAAAAUCUAGGAUUCCUUCCGCUGGGCCUAAUGUCCACCACUUCACAAACACAUGCCUCCUUCCCCCCAUGCCUUCCUCCCCAAAGAGACUCCCUGCUUCUUGAAUGCAUCUCACGCAGCUGCCUUGCGACACACUCUGUCUUUCAAAAGUGGCCUCUUGUUCACCGAAUUGACCCCCCCCCCCAUAUCCACCUCCAUCCGGUAUAAUAUUUUUUCUCUCUCGCUUGUCAGGGAUGAAAUAGAUCCUUGGUUUUUUUGCAUAAAAAGUUUUGAAAAAAAUAAUAAAAAAGUACUGAUGUUUUGAGCACCCUACACAAAAUAAACCCUGCCUUCUCCCUCGGUCUGUAAAUAUUUCAAACCCUUGUGCUCGAGUUUGUUUUAGAUGUCUUAGGACUGGUGUUUUGAAGUCUUCUGGUUGGUCUAUUUAGGUGGCUUGGAUUUAAAAAAAAAUGAAAAAAAAAACAUUUUAAAAGGUCUCCUUCCUCUUGAUCUGUGAUGCCCCCCCUGCCCCCCCCCCAGCCUUCCUGCCCUGUGUAUUCUCUUUUGUCAGGUCUGUUGCUAUCUACCUUUCUCUCUCGAUGGCUUUUUUAUAUAUAUAUAUAUGUAUAUAUAAACAGAAUUAUAAAACGGUAAAUAAAUGCUGAAAUUGGA